AUGGACCCACGAGUCUCAUCGCCGCCGAGCUUUCAUGAUUUCAAGGACCACCACGACCGCCACCACCCCGAACGCGUUCACAUGAUGCCCAAUUUGCCCUUCUCAUCGCACGGCCCAUUACCUAUACCAUCCCGAGCCGCCAUGCACACUGCUCCGCCACCUUUACCCCCGCCACCGCGCAUCCGCGACCUGGAGAACGGCUACGAUGCUGGCUGGUUGCAUGCGAAUUCUAGCCGCUCGACGACUGCUCUCCCCCCGGUCAACCCCAAUUCGAGCCUGUUUGGUGGCCAUCGACGACCUGAGUCUGCGUUCCUGAGUGAUCGCAUGGCACUGGAUGAAUUGGAAGGACGACAGAGCGGAUUGCCGCUUUCGCGCAGCCCAGAGGCCCACAUCAAGAUUGAACCGCCACCACCGACAGACGAAGGGUUUCCGAAUUCUAUGUCCGUCAAUUCGGCAGGUCCUAUUCUGAAGGGUGAGCGCGACUUUUCGCUGCGUAGUGUGAAAGACUCAUCAAACGCCUAUGAUCAACAUUUACUUUCCAAGAUUGGAAACUCGCUUUCCCCACGCACCUCGAUCAGCCAAGGAUCGGAUCACCGCGGUUCAAUCUCGGCACUGACUGUCCCAUCAAUUCCGUCUCGAGCAUCCAGCAACCUGCCUUCUCCGGGACCGUCAGAAGCGGGUUCGACACUGGACGUGAAAUGGUACAAUAGCGCCCAAUCGGGUGGAGUGUCUCCCAGGACUAAGGUUGGAUGGAGGGACUAUGUCGAAGGACGCAGCCCGAGUGUGGAGAGCAAUGCACCUUCAUCGGCAUUGGACUACGACUACAUGCGCGAUAUGGGUCGACGACGAUACCGUGGAACGACGCCUUCUAGAGAGGACAGCAUCAGUCUACCCAGCCGAUCAAACCGUGGAAGCUACGACCAGGCUGUUUUCUCCGACAUUGAGGGGCUCAAAGCAGGGCAUGAAGCGCCGGGCCUCAUCGCCCCCACGAGAGCCGAUAGGCGAAGAUCGACAGACCCUACACCUGACGACGAGCAAUGGCGAUUUAUCGCAGCGGCGGACGAGUGGUCAACCCUUUUCAAAUUCAAACACCCUAUCCGUGAACCCCAGCUAUGCCCCGAGUCACCGGACUCUUUCAGCCGCAUCAUCCCUCAGCAUUCGGACAUCUGGAUCAUACUCAUCAGCUCUCUCGAUAGGAGGGAGCAGCAUGACGAGUCUCUCACCGUACGACCGACCAUCUCCGGGGGCUUCUCGCCAGGCUCCGACUUGGAUACAUAUCACGAAAAGUCGAUUAUGAACCCGAGUUCUCCUGCGGCGCUCAUGCAUUCACUCCCGAGGGCUGUGUCAGGGUCUCACACCCUCGAGCUGUCUACUACUGAUGCCAUGGGCAAGAUGUCCAUGCCUUCCGUGCUGACUGUGCCCAAGAGUGCAGUGCCAAAGAUCAGCGGCCUGUAUAUCUGCGAUUGCUGCCCCAAGAAACCGAAAAAGUUCGACAAUCCAGAUGAUCUUCGCGCACAUGAAAUGGAGAAGCAAUAUUCCUGCCAAUACUGCAACAACCGGUUCAAAAACAAAAAUGAAGCGGAACGCCACCAGACCUCCAUCCACCUCCGCCGCCACUCCUGGUCCUGCGCCGCCCUGUCCUGCUUUCAAGCCGCCUUUCAUGCCUCCGCCUCGCCAUCCUUGCAAACAAGCGCAGGCCCCUCGCACGACUCAUGCGGCUACUGUGGCGAGGAAUUCCCCAAUUUCCCACGGCCGGACUGGGACUGCCGCUUCGAGCACCUGACAACCGUGCACAAAUUCGGCGAGUGCAACAACGCAAAGAAGUUCUUCCGCGCGGACCAUUUCCGCCAGCACCUCAAGCACAGCCAUGCCGGGACUAGCGGCAAGUGGACUAACAUCUUGGAGAACGCUUGCAUGAAAGAGGAGCAACCGCCGGAACCGAGGGAUAAGUCUAGGCAAGGCUCCGGGUCGCUGACGUCGAAUACAAUUGAUGAGGUCCUGAGUGAGCAAUGA
Messenger RNA from Penicillium canariense, 2013 nucleotides. RefSeq names its product putative C2H2 finger domain protein (gene znfA). The coding region runs from base 1 to 2013 and encodes 670 amino acids. The transcript is spliced from 4 exons. The record is from RefSeq and is a predicted model, not a curated record. Lineage: Eukaryota; Fungi; Ascomycota; Eurotiomycetes; Eurotiales; Aspergillaceae.